AUGUGCUCAACGCCGACACUAGUGGCGGCCGUGUUGUUGGCGGUCGCGGCCACCGCCGUCUGCAACAUGCAGCCGGUGGCCGUGACGAACACGGCGGCGGCGUCGGCGGGGGCUGUGGCCGGUGUGGCGGCCGUGCCGGCGGCCGGGCGCUGCGAAGAGAUCACCAUACCGAUGUGUCGGGGCAUCGGGUACAACAUGACGUCGAUGCCUAACCAGCUGAACCACGAGACGCAGGAGGAGGCCGGCAUGGAGGUGCAUCAGUUCUGGCCACUGGUCGAGAUCAACUGUUCGGCGGACCUCAAGUUUUUCCUGUGUUCCGUGUACACGCCCAUUUGCAUCGAAGAGUACCAGCGGCCACUGCAGGCGUGCCGGAGCGUGUGCGAACGGGCCCGGGACGGGUGUCUGCCGGUCAUGCAGCGGUACGGGUUCGUGUGGCCGGAGAAGAUGCAGUGCGACAAGCUGCCGGUGCACGGCGGCCCGGAACUGUGCAUGGCCCAGGACGUGUACGAGCAACACCAGCACGUGCCAGUCAAGCCGACCAAGAAGCCGACUGGGUCACUGGCAAACAAGUGCAAGCCGGGUAGCAGGGCCAAGGGAUGCGAGAAGUACGCGUUCGGCGGCGGGGGUGUUGGCGACGAGGACGGGUGCGAGUGCAAGUGCCGGCCGCCGCUAGUGGCCAUCGACAGGGAAUCGGUCCGGUACAACCGCAGUGGCGUGUCUGUGGCGGGCGUGGACAACUGCGCGAUGCCGUGCCGGGCCGUGCUGUUCACCGACGAAGAAAAGGAUUUCGCGUCCACCUGGAUCGCCCUGUGGUCGAGCAUAUGUUGCGUCACCACGCUGAUGACACUCACCACGUACACCAUCGACACGCAGCGUUUCAAGUAUCCGGAAAAGCCGAUCGUGUUCCUGUCCGGUUGCUACCUGAUGGUCAGCCUCGGGUACCUGAUCCGAGUGUACGCAGGCCACGAUGCGGUCGCCUGCGAGCCCGACGGUUCCGUCAAGUACAACGCGUCCGGGCCCACGCCGUGCACGCUCGUGUUCCUGUUGCUCUACUUCUUCGGCAUGGCCUCGUCCAUCUGGUGGGUCAUACUGGCGUUCACAUGGUUCCUGGCGGCUGGUCUCAAGUGGGGUAACGAGGCGAUCGCGUCCUACUCACAGUACUUCCACCUGGCCGCUUGGCUGAUACCCACCGUCAAGUCGCUUGGCGUGCUGGUCAUGUCGGCCGUCGACGGGGACGCGUUCGCUGGCGUGUGUUACGUGGGAAACCAGAACCCGGAUAACCUUAAAAUGUUCGUCCUGGCGCCGCUCGUCGUCUACCUGGCGCUGGGAAUAUCGUUCCUGUUGGGCGGGUUCGUAUCGCUGUUCCGCAUCCGGAACGUCAUCAAGCAGCAGGUGGGCCGCAGCAAGGCGGACAAGCUGGAAAAGCUCAUGAUCCGGAUCGGCGUGUUCAGCGUUCUUUACACCGUGCCCGCAUCCGUCGUCAUCGGAUGCCACUACUACGAGGCCCGGUACAUGCCUGACCGUGUGGCUCACCUGGCGUGCCCGUGCUCCGAACCGGACCCGGAUACCAAGCCGGUGUACACCAUGCUCAUGCUCAAAUACUUCAUGACGCUGGUGAUGGGUGUCACGUCAGGUGUGUGGAUAUGGUCUGGUAAGACGGUUGGCUCGUGGAAGCGCCUGUCCCGUCGGCUAUUUGGUGGCGGUGGAGUCGGUAGUGGAGGCGGCGGCGGUCGCAUGUCCAAGGGCGGCCCCAACCCGGUGCUCGUCAAUCCAGGCAAACAACGCAAGCAGCUGCAGUACAUGCCAGCACCGUCGGUCCCGGGUAGCACGCUGCCCUCGUCCCACCACCUGGCCCCAUCGUCCAGCCUUCACCACCACAUUAUCAAACAGGCGCCGCUUAGCCACGUAUGA
Messenger RNA from Macrosiphum euphorbiae (potato aphid), 1911 nucleotides. The record is from the annotation of a GenBank genome assembly. Lineage: Eukaryota; Metazoa; Arthropoda; Insecta; Hemiptera; Aphididae.